AUGUACAGGGCGGCAGUGGCCUUGGUGGGAGAGGUAUGGAAGGGAGCUAAGCUGAAAGCGGUGGACAAAAAGGAUCUACCUAUGCGUCCGCGAGCACGUGUCUGGCUCCCUUCCGAACCCUCUACCUCAGAGGAAAUGGAGGAAAUCCUCCGGUACUGCAACCCGAAACUCCCCACGCACAACUGGAAGGUGGUUAUGGUGGAGAAGACCGAGAGAUCAUAUCGGCGAGCGCUGAUUCUGCUGAAUGCAGAGUCUCUCGGCCCUCUUGCUGAAACAAAGGGGGUUAUCAGCUAUGGUUUCGAAAAGGUAGUCCUUAGGGUCUACCAAAGCGAUACCAGAGCGGAUGCCUCUGCUCAUCCGGAGGUGCGGGAGGAAGAAGGGCCCACAGUUGAGGAAGCUCCUGUGGACAUGGAGAUAGACUCCGUCACGUCGGAGGCUGACAGUGUUGGUGACGCUCCCUCACGACCAGGCAAUGAAGACAUUGUGACUGUGAGCCUAGAGGGCCCUGCGGGGAAGCUAUGGCUGAUGUCGGCAUAUAUGGCGCAUGAGGACGAGGUGGAGCCACCUCCAAUGAUGCUGAGGGAAGCCCUGGCUGAAGCGAGACGCAGGAAAACCGGCGUAAUUGUAGGGACGGAUGCUAACUCCCACCAUACCUGUUGGGGAAGUUCCAACAUAAAUGCAAGAGUUAUGAGACCGAAAGAGAAAGGAUUGUCAGAUGACGACAUUGAGAGGAUUGUUAACUUUGAUUGGGAUGCCUCUUCUGACGACGAAAGUGAUGACGAGAUGGAUGACAUUUCUGCAGUGCUAGAGAAGAAUUUGGAAGGGAUCGUGCAAAGAGGGGAAACUAUAGAGAUUGACCUUCUCGAAAAUAUGAUUGCAGAAGAAUGUGAGCCGAAAUCUUGUGUGGCUAAUAAUUGCUUUGAAAAAGUUGACCCCAAGACACUAAAGUGGGAAAAAAGGCCAUUUGCACCUUUGGAGACCAGUUGGGAAGAAAAUACUUUGAAGGUCGACGAUGUGAUGAUGCCAGUAGAAUAUUUCUGCACUUUUUUUAGUAGCCAAGUUUUUGAUUUGAUCACACAACAAACAGAUUUAUAUGCGCUGCAAGAACACGGCAUUGAGCUCAAAUGCACUGUUGAAGAUAUUAAACGCUAUAUUGAUUUAAAUCUUACCGCUAUAACAGAUUCAAUGCCGCGCGGAAAGUUUGAAAAAAUAAAACAAUGUUUACAUUUCAACGAUAACACUAAACAAUCCAAAAAAGGCGAUUUGAACUAUGACAAGUUGUACAAAAUACGUCCUUUACUAGACAGUCUCAAAGAAAAUUUUGGAAAGCUACCCCAGGAAGAACAUCAAAGCAUUGAUGAACAAAUCAUUGCGUUCAAAGGUCGAUCGUCAUUUAAACAAUACAACCCUGCUAAGCCUCAUAAGUGGGGUCUGAAAAUGUUUACGCGUGCUGGAACCUCUGGAUUAGUGUACGACUUUACGUUGUAUGUUGGUGAAGGUACCUGUCCUGCUUAUGGAUUGGGCCUAUCUUCGGAUAUAGUUUUAUAUUUGGCUAAAGGUCUUCCUAAGGACAAACAUUUUAAGCUUUAUUUCGAUAAUUGGUUUACGUCAGUAAGCCUUCUGAUCUCGUUGAAAGAAAUGGGCAUAUUUGCAACAGGAACUGUACGUAAAAACCGCAUAAGCAAUUGCCAACUACUUUCAGAUGCUGAGUUAAAAAAGCGUGGAAGGGGAUCUUUCGAUAUGAAAUGUGAAACCAACAAUAAUAUUGCAUGCGUCAAGUGGUUUGACAAUAAGCCAGUUCAAAUUAUAUCUUCGUGUGAAAGCAAUGAACCUGUUGGUAUAUGCAAACGUUGGAAUCCAAAGGAAAAAGCUUAUAUUGAUGUUGCAAGACCUGCGAUUGUUGCUUCUUACAAUAAGGAACUCCUUGAAAUAUUGCAUGUUGGUGUUUCAAUUGCUUGCAUGUUCAAUGCCAAUUUCAAGGCGGAAUGUGCUGUGUGGCCGCCAUCAAGUAAUGUAGCUGCAAUACCGGAAGAAGCAAGUGCCAAUGCGAUUUUUCGUUCCGACCGAAUCGUUGCCAAUAUCAAUUAA
Messenger RNA from Anastrepha obliqua, 2088 nucleotides. Its product is annotated as piggyBac transposable element-derived protein 3-like. Lineage: Eukaryota; Metazoa; Arthropoda; Insecta; Diptera; Tephritidae. Bases 1 to 2088 code for a protein of 695 amino acids. The transcript has 6 exons. The record is from RefSeq and is a predicted model, not a curated record.